Molecule: messenger RNA, 3895 nt
Organism: Asparagus officinalis (garden asparagus)
Lineage: Eukaryota; Viridiplantae; Streptophyta; Magnoliopsida; Asparagales; Asparagaceae
Product: cation/H(+) antiporter 19
Biological process (GO): proton transmembrane transport; regulation of pH
Cellular component (GO): membrane; endomembrane system
Molecular function (GO): antiporter activity
Source: RefSeq, a predicted model, not a curated record
UCCUCACUGCCAUUUGCAUUUGGCACUCGCAUUGGCAUUCACAAGUUGACCGCCACAAAUCUAUGUUAUCCGUAAAUCUCUACUAUUUCGUAAGUGGUCUAAGCUAGUCGCCGGCUCGGUACUAGCUAGCUAGGCCGAGAUCAGAUCAAGGAGGGGAAAAGAUCUUGGCUGGUAGCGAUGGGGUCGAUCUUCAACGAGACGGCUCAUGCAGGGAAUAAUACCUCAUCGACCUUCAACAACUGCAGCAGCACUAGCAGUACUAAGACAUCGACGAAGGCAACGUCGAACGGGGCGUGGCAAGGUGACAAUCCUCUCGACUACGCGCUGCCUCUCUUAAUCCUUCAGAUCUGCAUCGUGGUGGUUCUCACCAGAUCCCUCGCCUACCUCCUCAAGCCCCUUCGCCAGCCUCGCGUCAUUGCUGAGAUCAUAGGAGGGAUUUUGCUAGGACCAUCUGCACUGGGGCGCAGCAAGAAGUUCCUUGACACAGUUUUCCCUACGAGCAGUCUCACUGUGCUCGACACCAUAGCCAAUAUUGGCCUUCUCUUCUUCCUUUUCCUCGUCGGCCUCGAGCUUGACCUCCGUGCUAUUCGCCGCACUGGCAAGCGUGCUCUCGCCAUUGCACUCGCAGGCAUCUCCGUCCCCUUCGUUCUCGGAAUCGGCACCUCUGUCGUCCUCCGCUCCACCGUCAACAAAGGCGUCCGUCAGGGUCCCUUCUUGGUCUUCAUGGGGGUCGCCCUCUCCAUCACUGCCUUCCCAGUUCCGUGGCUACGUAUCAUUAGCCGAGCUCAAGUCCUCACCACCGACCUUGGCCGCAUCGCUAUGUCUGCUGCUGCCGUCAAUGAUGUGGCUGCUUGGAUAUUUCUCGCCCUCGCCGUCGCCCUCUCAGCGAAGCGCUCGCUCUUAGUCUCCCUAUGGGUGCUCCUCACCGGGGCUGCAUUCGUGGCCGGUGUGGCCAUCUUCCUGCGUCCAAUCCUGGCUAUGCGAUUGGCACGUCGAUCUCCAGAGGGAGAGCACGUCAAAGAGGUCUAUAUUUGCGCCACUCUGACGACCGUGCUCGCAGCAGGAUUCAUUACCGACACAAUAGGCAUCCACGCGUUGUUCGGAGCGUUCGUGGUCGGAAUUGUUGUGCCCAAAGAUGGUCCGUUUGCAGGGGUACUGAUCGAGAAGGUGGAGGACUUAAUAGCUGGUCUUUUGUUGCCUCUCUACUUUGUGUCAAGUGGGCUCAAGACCAAUGUGGCCACCAUCAGUGGUGCUAAAUCCUGGGGGCUGCUUGUUCUCGUAAUUGCUAAUGCUUGCCUAGGCAAGAUUGCUGGAACUGUGAUCGUGGCGCUUAUGGUGAAGGUACCAAUGAGAGAGUCCCUCGCUCUUGGAUUCCUAAUGAACACCAAAGGUCUGGUUGAGCUCAUCGUCCUCAACAUUGGGAAGGACCGCAAGGUGCUGAAUGAUGAGACUUUCGCCAUUCUGGUGCUGAUGGCUCUCGUCACAACCUUCAUUACUACCCCAGCCGUGAUGGGCAUCUACAAGCCUGCACGACGGAGCGCAUCUUACAAGCACCGCACCAUUGAACGUUCUGACACCGAGAGCGAGCUUCGUAUCCUUGCCUGCUUCCACAGCAACCGCAGCAUCCCAACCCUUAUUAAUCUGGCCGAAUCAUCUCGUGGCACUCGGCGGCAUGGCAUCAUUGUCUACGCCAUGCACCUCAUGGAGUUCUCUGAGCGUUCCUCUGCUGUCUCCAUGGUCCUCAAGGCCCGCCAACGCAACGGCCUUCCCUUCUGGAACAAGAAGAGCCGCGACGGCGACCAGAUGACGGUUGCCUUCCAAGCCUACCAGCAGCUCAGCAGUGUCUCUGUUCGCCCAGCCACUGCCAUAUCUGACCUUAACACCAUUCACGAGGACAUCUUAGCAAGCGCGCAGGAAAAGCGUGUGGCGCUCAUCCUUGUUCCAUUCCACAAGCUCCAACAGGUGGAUGGAAGCCUCGAGUCCUUGGGAAGCACUUAUCAACACGUCAACCAGCGGGUGCUCCGCCACGCUCCUUGCUCUGUUGCCAUCCUUGUUGACCGAGGCUUUGGAGGCAUUGCGCAGGCUGCUCCUGGUGACGUUAGCUACACAGUUAUCGUCCUCUUUUUUGGAGGACCUGACGACAGGGAGGCCCUCGCCUACGGGCUUCGCAUGGCAGAACACCCAGGAAUUGCACUCACCGUCCUGCGCUUCCUCCCCGCUGUUGAAGGGAAAGGGAAAUCCCCUGAAUUUGAAGCCGGCAGUAGCAGCAGCGUAGUCCCGGACGAGAAUGCCACAGAUGAAGCUUCCAUCUCCAAGUUGCAAGCUGCAAAGAAAGAUUCUAUAAAGUUUGAGGAAAAAGUAUAUGAAGGGAGGGCGCAGUUAGUUUCAACAAUCAAGGGUGUGAGCAAAUCAUGCAAUAUCUUCCUCGUGGGUCGCAGGACUCCGAUAUUGCCAUUAGUCGACAGGACUGACUGUGAGGAGCUAGGACCAGUGGGUAGCUACCUGGCCUCGUCUGAAUUCUCAACAACAGCAUCGGUGUUAGUGAUACAGAGGUAUGAUCCGAAGGGAGACCCGUCCAAAUUCGCAGAGGAGGUGUCAGAGAUCCAUGAUGUGCCUGACACGCCUUUGUCGUCGAUCGUACCAGAGUCAGAUAAAUCCAUCCCUUGAAACAAACAUUCAUUUCUUGGAGAGUUGCUCUCAAUAAGUUAAGCUCAUGCCUUGUCUUCAGUGCUCACCUUGAUUUGUUCCACAAGGGAGCCUAGCCUUUUAUUUUUAAUUUUUUUUUUCUUUCUCGUACGUGUUCAUACAUGUAUGUAUGCAGUGUAUAUAUUUGCUUUCAUUAACAAGGAGGGGCCGCCCGCAAAGGAGGUAAAUAUAGUAAUAAUGUAAGGUGAUGAUGAUGACGACGAAGAUGAAAUUAAUUGUCUUUUAUGUUCGAGGCACCAUAUGCAUGUAAACAAAUAAUGUUAAAGCUCGAAGACAAUGCAAAAGAAGAGAAGAAGAAAACUUGGAAUAUUCUUAGUCUCGGGGUACCACCUUGAUGUUGGACGGAAUACUCAUACUCCUGUUGUAAUUCAUCAAUUGUUAAUGAUUUUUGUUUUUCUUUUUCUGUGAAAAAACCGAGCGGCAAAAAAUUCGCAUGUUUCAAACAUAAGACAUAUAGAUAUAAACAUACAAGAGAACCAAUAUGUGCGUAACUCUUCAAAACAACAUAGUGAAGCCUAAUCCUAUAAGCUAAAUCCCUCUAGAAAAUGUAGAAACUCCUCUUUCUGUACACAAACAUAUUUUGAUUCUUUAAGCUAAAACACGCUCAAUGUUUUACCUAAAAGAAUUAUGGCAUAAAUAUUUCCUAAUCUUUUGAUCAUCCUACAUGUAAAUUAACAAACUGUUUUAACUCAAAAAAGAAAUAAAAAAAUAAAAAAUAAAAAAUAAAAAAUAAAAAAAUCAAUAACCUUUAUUAUUUAGAUUCAAUUGUAAGAUGCGUGAUGAUACCAUUGUAGAAUUAGGGACAUGGCCACCAAGUUCAGAAAAUAUGAAGUAGGAAACAAUUUGGGUGUUGUUCGGUCGACCGCAAGGCAAGUCCGGUCGACCGAAAACGUGCACGCUACAUGCUUUUGUUUCAGGCACUUUGGCGGUCGACCGAGGUAAAAUGCCGGUCGACCGACUUUGCUGUCCGGUCGACCGACGGGUAAUUCCGGUCGACCGAUACAUGGUUUGAUAACAUGGUGAGUUUCUGUUGUUCUGGUCGGUCGACCGGAACCACAUUUGCGGUCGACCGGAUCGGGUUUUCGGGCCUGAUUUGGGUUUCCUGAUCUGUUUGGGAUUGGUGUUUGGUAUAAAUACCAACACACGUUUUAGGGUUUAUGGAGAGCAGUAUUGGGGAUAUUUGGAGCAC